GUUGUCUCAUCUGUCAUGCAGCUUACGAUCUAGGCACGCUGUGCGGUAUAUAUCUUCUCUUGCCUGAUGCCACCGACCAUACUAUGAAGAUAUCUGAUUACCAUGCACCUUGCAAAGCGUCGCUUUGAUGUGGUCAACGACCAACAAAUCAUUCUUCUUGUCAUACCUCCUAUCUUUCUGGCUAUAGCGACAGGCGUGGUAAUUGUGCGAUGGCGGGACAGGCAGGUGAAGCGAAUCAAUACCCUGGUUGAAGACAUUCUCUGCGUUUGUGGCCUGAUCAUGAGCCUACUUGUGGUUGUCAUAGUCUUUGUUCUCGUUCUUGUGGACGGCCAGGGGCUUAGUACUCAAGAAGUGGAAGCGCACUUUGGUGAGCGUCUGAAACAUCGCUUUUGGAUAAGGACACAAUUCGCCGUCGAUUACUGCUGGGCGACAUCGAUCACAGCUGUUCAGCUCUCUCUUCUGUGGUUCUAUGCUCGGAUCUACAGUACUCGCCGCUUCCUCCUCGUCUCGAUUUAUCUGAUGAUGGGUUCGGUGAUUGCGUGGUUCGUCUAUGCUCUCGCUGCAUGGGCAUACCACUGUCAUCCACCGGGUACUUGUACGUUGCCUAACAGGGGCAAUUGCAUAAGUAUUGGGUCGCUGCAUGUUGCGUUCAACGCUCUGAUCAUGUGCCUCGCAGUCCCAGCCAUCACGGAGAUGGAACUGACCUCCAAGCGGAGGAAGCUGUCCGUUCUUACGCUCUUUUUCCUGGGAACCUUUUGUACCGUCUGCGCUGUGCUACGUAUGGACUGUGUCUUUCCUUUCUUUGGAGACAUACAGUCGGACCCUAUCGGCGCGGCCUGGGGGCGUAUGCUUCUUUCACCGCUUGAGAUCGCUGUGGGCAUCAUUGCAUGCUCUAUUCCCACUCUUGCACCGUUCCAUAAUAGCUGGCAAAUCGACAGUAGCGAGUUGCCCCCGGGUGGAUUCUCGCAUGGCCUCCAACGGCUAAGAAUACGAUCGGACCAUGGCGGCUCUCCGUUGACACACCUACACCCAGCAAGUUGGGUCGGAAAAGAAACUUGGCAGAACCAUGCCUUCGUAACAUUAGAGAGUGGCGGAAAGUUCAGCGGAGAUCAUAUCGAGGUCACGAAGGAGUAUAUUGUUGUCCAUAAGACAUAAAUUGGCAUAUUCAAUGUUCUUGACCCAACUCUUUUCAUGAAUUACAUAAGAGUCCUCUGACGGGGACAAACAGUGGGGCGUUUCUGGGAUCAUAAGUCUUGAGACUUAACCUGCAUUUGGUAAAGGGCAAAGCACACGCAUUUUCG
This is a messenger RNA of Paraphaeosphaeria sporulosa, 1301 nucleotides long. RefSeq lists its product as uncharacterized. Bases 103 to 1155 code for a protein of 350 amino acids. The record is from RefSeq and is a predicted model, not a curated record. NCBI's taxonomy places the organism in Eukaryota, Fungi, Ascomycota, Dothideomycetes, Pleosporales, Didymosphaeriaceae. The transcript is spliced from 4 exons.